Messenger RNA from Cooperia oncophora, 651 nucleotides. The record is from the annotation of a GenBank genome assembly. Lineage: Eukaryota; Metazoa; Nematoda; Chromadorea; Rhabditida; Trichostrongylidae.
AUGACGCCUUUUCGAGCCGAGCACAUCAAGGCUCUGAGUUAUCCUUAUAGGCAGAGUUUGAGCGGAAAAAGAUUGACGUUACUGGGGGUUCCACAAGAAGCGAAAGCAGCAACACCAAAGGUGGCAAAGUCGUCGGCUAGAGACAAAACAAAGCAAACUGCAUCAAAGAGAGGAGAGCUACCAUCCGCUGGGGAUCCAGCGAAAACCGAAGCACUAAAGGCAGUCUCACCAUUGCCGGUAGAGGAUCCAACGAAAGCAGCAACACCCAAACUAGCAAAGUCGUCGGCCAGAGACAAAACAAAACAAACUGCUUCAAGGAGAGGGGAGCUACCAUCCGCUGGGGAUCCAGCGAAAACCGAAGCACUAAAGGCAGUCUCACCAUUGCCGGUAGAGGAUCCAACGAAAGCAGCAGCACCAAAGGUAGCAAAGUCGUCGGCCAGAGAUAAAACAAAGCAAACUGCAUCGAAGAGAGGGGAGCUACCAUUGGUUGAAGAUCCAGCAAGGAUCGAAGCACCGAAGGCAGUGCCGUCUUCUUCAGUCGGAGAUCCACCUAAGAAAGCAGCAUUGAAGGCGGUCCAAUGGUUCCAGUCUGCACAUCGAUGGCGAUCGCCAGGGACUGGCCUUUACCUUGUGUAUAUUUCGGUAAGGUAA